GUCGCGUUUGAACGCGUCGGCGCGGACGCGGACCAAGAGUUUGUGGAGCGUGUUUGUCUUGUCGUAAAAAGAGCAAUCGGAUGGACGUUUGAAGCUUCAUAACGAUCUAAGAUGGUACCAUCCAAUACUUCACCGACGGGCUCGAGUCUAAAGUGAUCAACUCGGGCUGUCAUCGCGUCACAUCAUGACGGCGAUGAGCUACAAGUUCAACGGUCUGUUCAGCAUCGGUGAGGAGUUUGACGAUGAGGACCUGCUGGACUCUGCCCCGCCUUUACCACCUGGACCUGCUGGGACGGCAGAUGCUGGACCGUGCGGGACUCUGCGCGCCCCCUCGGUGAAAGCCUGUCAGACCAGUGGCCCGUCUGAUGGUUUGACUGUGAGCAAAGCUCCGGCCAGUGCUCAGCCUUUGAGGCAGAUCUCGUCUGCUCCCUGUCUCCGUCCUUCUGCACCGGGUCAGACCGGGCCACAGACGAAACCUGCUGCUGCUGCUGCUGCUGCUCAGGACGACUUUGACGACUGGGACGUGGACCUGGCUGACCUGGAGGAGUGGGACCAGUGCCCUCAACCCAUGCCGCUUCCUCCGGCCACUGUCCCGAGAGGAAGUCUGAGGCCGCUUCGCCCCCCUGAGCAGCCGCCCCCCCGCCUUCCUGCUCCUGUGCAAAUCCCAAGUCCUCUGCCACAGAGUCCUACUGUGUUCUCAGGCUUCAGUGCCACUUCCCCUCUUCCAAGGACUCACAACCAGCCGCCAAAGAGAACCUGGGCCACUCCAAGAGCUGCUCACCAACCCCCCCACAGCCUCUUCGGGACCGUCUCCCCCGCUCCCUCCCCUUCCUCGCUGGCCUCCCCCUCCCCUCUGAACACACCGGUCCUCACCAACCGUCUGGUGCAGCUGGUGUCUGCCUCCAGUCGUGUGACCAAGAAGCGGCCAAGCUCAGAGCCUCGCCCGCCCAGGACCCGGCGCUUUCCUGGACCUGCUGGACUGCUGCCUCAGCAGCCGCAGGGCCAAAGUCUGAAUGACAUCGUCAUGCCUGUUCCUCAGCCUCCUGCUGAUGGCGCUGUUGCCCGGAUACCAAGUCAGGAUUCCGGCUCUCAGACUGACGAUGAAGAGUUCAGCGGCGCCGCCUGGGCGGCCAUGAAGGCCGAGAUGGGACUGGACGAGAGGAACCCCUUGUGCUUCCUGCGCUCCUUCAGCGUCAUCAUGGUGCUCCGCAAGGCGGCUUUCAAGCAGCUGGAGAAGAACAAAGUGCCCAACAUGGCCGUCAUGCUGAAGAGCAUGGUCCACACGCAGGCUGACGCCAAGGCUGUGUUCAGAGAUCCCACAGCCAAGUCCAGUUUUGCUCCUGAUGCUGUGGUGCUUGUUGUUGAAGGGGAGAUUCAGGGCACAGUGCACCGGCGCCUCUUGGAGGAGCGAGCGGGGGAACUGAAGCCCGGCGUCGUCCUGCUCCUCAAACAGGUGGGUGUGUUCUCGCCGUCCCACCGGAACCACUACCUGAACGUCACGCCCAACAACCUGCUCCGGAUCUACGGCGCAAACGGCGUUGCCCUCACCUCCACACCGCUCCCGCCUCAGAUCCUGAACCCGUACACGUCGGGGCGCUGCGCUGGCAGCGGGCGGCAGCCUGUGUCUCGGAUGCAGCUGCUGUUUGAUGAGGAUGAGGAAGAGCAGGUGGAGGGGCACGUGGGCGGAGCCGACCCGCGACCUACGGGGAACUCUGGCUGGGACGAAGACGACGACCUGGACGACCUGUUGGGGCAGCUCCCAGACGACACCUACAGUCUGUGAUGAGAACUGCAGCUGAAUGAUCCAGGAAUCUAAAAAAACUGUACAUAUGUGAAUGUUUUGCGACGACCCAGAGUGGGUGUGAAGUAUUUAUGUUGCUGCUAUGACUGACGUGUCUUUGAGAGACCAAGUAAACAAGUUAUUUUCUUCA
Molecule: messenger RNA, 1931 nt
Organism: Synchiropus splendidus (mandarinfish)
Lineage: Eukaryota; Metazoa; Chordata; Actinopteri; Syngnathiformes; Callionymidae
Gene: hrob
Product: homologous recombination factor with OB-fold
Exons: 10
Coding region: 185-1783 (532 amino acids)
Biological process (GO): recombinational repair
Source: RefSeq, a predicted model, not a curated record